Messenger RNA from Brassicogethes aeneus, 977 nucleotides. NCBI's taxonomy places the organism in Eukaryota, Metazoa, Arthropoda, Insecta, Coleoptera, Nitidulidae. The record is from the annotation of a GenBank genome assembly.
UCCACUAAACAAAGAUGAAGUCCAAAUCACGAUCGCAAACGCCAUUCAUCAAAAAAUAUUUAAAAGUCAGUUCAAUACAUGGCUUUAAACACCUAGUACUAAGUAAAAACAGACUUGAAAAACUACUCUGGUUGAACAUAAUAAUCUUAGCAACAUCAGGAGCAUCCUACAUAAGUUAUCUGACAAUCACUCGCUACAUCCAAAAUCCAACUGUGACAACCAUUGAAAGGAACCACUUUUCGUGGGACACCAACUUUCCAGCAGCUACAAUUUGCCCCACAGCCAAAAUCAACGAAAAAAUGGUGCAUGAUUUAACCGAGUAUAGCACAGUUAGCAAUAAAAGCCUUUUCUAUGAGUUUAUGUUGGCUUUGGCAGCCGGAACCUAUGAUAAUUUUGAUGAGAUUCCGUAUUUUGAUGAGUUGGAAAAAGAGCAAUACAUCACUUUAUUAUUGGAGAUGCAGUACGAGUUUAAACCGGUUUUCAGAACAUCAACUGGAGUUGAAUUAAACUAUUGGGAAAACGACCAAUGGGAUAUUGUUGAAGAACAAGAUAUUUUCAAAGUAAACUUUCUUGACGGUGAAAGCUUUAUAGAAGUUCUAAACAUUACAUCCGGAUUCAAGAUAUUUUUCCAUGGUCCAUACGAAGUAGCCGACAUAGUUAGCAAAGGCGUAACAUCGUCAAAUGGAUACAGCUUGAAGUUAAGCCUAAAUGCUCUUUCAAUAACAAGCAGUAAUUUGACAAAGAGUCUCAAUCAUAAUCAAAGAAAAUGCAGAUUUUACUACGAAAAUAAUUUGAAGCACUUUCCCAUUUACUCCUACGUCAUGUGCAGGAUGGAAUGCAGAAUAUCUUUGGCCAAAAAGUUGUGUGGAUGUGUGCCUCAUUUUUAUAGAAGAAUAGGGAUUGAAGAAGUGUGCGGGGUUAUUGAUCUACAUUGUUUAGCUAAAUAUAAAGGUAAUUUUUUAUUGUACGGUACUUAA